Molecule: messenger RNA, 918 nt
Organism: Naegleria fowleri
Lineage: Eukaryota; Heterolobosea; Eutetramitea; Acrasida; Naegleriidae
Exons: 1
Coding region: 1-918 (305 amino acids)
Biological process (GO): peptidyl-proline hydroxylation to 4-hydroxy-L-proline
Cellular component (GO): endoplasmic reticulum
Molecular function (GO): L-ascorbic acid binding; iron ion binding; procollagen-proline 4-dioxygenase activity
Source: RefSeq, a predicted model, not a curated record
AUGCAAGUUUCUCAACUCGCUCCAGGAAUCUUUUAUUUCAAACAUCUUCUCUCCGAACAAGAAUGUUUGGACAUGAUCCACCAUGGAGAACGUCUCAACACUUUCCAAUCGGUUCCUCCGACUGGCUCUGGAAAUAAGAAUUCCCUCGUUUGGUGUGGAGUGAAUGCCAAUGAGGUUCGUAACAAUCAGAGAAUCAUUCUCGAGUCGACUCUCUUUUCUCGUGAAUGGAGUGAACGUUUGUAUGAUCGAAUUGCUUUACAUUUACCUCAAGAUUUGACCUUCCGAUUGAGGGCAUUGCCUGAGGAGGUGAAUCGUGCUGAUGUGUGUCCGAAUGUGGAGAAGGCUCUUGAAUGGAAAUUGUGUUCAGUGAGUGAUAAAUUUCGAUUGUACAAGUAUGAGAAGAAACAACACUUUUUGAAACAUUUUGAUGGAACCAAUAAGAGAAUUCUUUCACAAUUGACAAGUGACAUUUCUGACAAGAAAGAAGAGUUUGUCAAGGCACAAUAUGUGGAACAAAGUUUCUUGACCAUGCUGAUCUAUCUCAACUCCGUCCAGGAUGGAGGAGAAACUCAAUUUUUUGAUUACUAUUCCAAAAAGGAAACCUUUCAAGUGAAACCUGAACGUGGAAGUGCUUUAGUGUUUUGUCAUGAAAUGUUACAUCAAGGAAAUGAUGUAUUGAGUGGUGUCAAGUACUUAUUGAGAACCGAUGUGUGUUACAUGAAAAAGAAGGACAUUGUGGAGAGUAGUCGUUAUGUGAAUCCAAAAACUUUGAAAGAUCCUUCUCGUAUCAAAGAGGUUUCUAAUCAACAACAAAAGAAACAAAAAACAAGAUCUUAUGCUUCACUUCCAGAAGGUCGUUAUCAUGUUGGCGAUUGGCAAAUCAUGUAUCAUCCAUCGUGCCAACUCUACACCGAUUAA